CACACUUCAAGAAUCUGAUGAGGAGGCUGGUGAUGAUCCAGAUUUUGAACCUGACUUACACAUGUCAAGUGUACUGCCUGAGAACCUCCAAAACUUCCCUGAUGUGACGUUUGAAGAAGCAGUAUUUGGUCAGGAAGAGGCUGCAGAAAGUGAUGGUGAGAAAGCUGAGGUAGCAAGUCCUGCAGUUGGCCAGAAAAAGAUAGUAAAUGAAGCUGAUAUUGAUGCGCUAUGUAGCACCCCCACCUGUAUUGUAUUCCUCGACCAGCUCUAAGCUUUGGCAGAUAUGAAAGUUUCCAAUUGUCAGAUAUGUGGCUCCAAAGACAUCCAGAUGCAGGAGAGCUUUAAUGGAUCUGCAGCCAUCAUAGAAUGGGUAUGUCAGGAAGGCCAUAGAAUUACACGCUGGUAUUCCCAACCAACAUUGAACAGAGGGGUUCUCUCCGGUGACUUCCUUAUCUCUGCAACAACAGUCCUCUCAGGAAACAACUUUGGAAAGAUGAAACUUUGGGCAGACAUGCUGCAACUGAAGUUUCCAUCAGCCUCAAAGUUCUUCCGAAUUCAGUGGACAUACCUUGUGCCUUCUGUGGACCGAUACUGGGAGACUCACUUACAAGACCUGUUCCAAUCUCUUCGUGGAAAGGAUGUAGUCAUACUAGGAGAUGGCCGUAAUGACAGUCCUGGUCAUUCUGCUCAGUAUUGUUCAUAUUCUGUCAUGGACAAUGAAACGAAGAAGGUCAUUAUGCUAAAAACAGUAGACAAACGUGAAACAGCCAGAAAGUCAGUUGCUAUGGAGAAGGUGGCACUUAAAGCAUGCCUUGAGGAUCUCUUACAAAACCAGGUCAACAUCACAAAGCUAGUAACAGAUGGCCAUUUAGGAAUUGCAGCAAUGAUGAGGACUGAUUACAGUACACUACCUAAGAUAAAACAUUCUCAUGAUAUUUGGCAUGUGGCAAAGAACCUUGGCAAAAACUAUCUAAGGUAA
This is a messenger RNA of Mya arenaria, 979 nucleotides long. RefSeq lists its product as uncharacterized. NCBI's taxonomy places the organism in Eukaryota, Metazoa, Mollusca, Bivalvia, Myida, Myidae. The transcript has 5 exons. The record is from RefSeq and is a predicted model, not a curated record. Bases 284 to 979 code for a protein of 231 amino acids.